Messenger RNA from Galdieria sulphuraria, 503 nucleotides. RefSeq names its product 30S ribosomal protein S16 (mitochondria)l. Gene Ontology annotation, biological process: mitochondrial translation. Gene Ontology annotation, cellular component: small ribosomal subunit; ribosome. Gene Ontology annotation, molecular function: structural constituent of ribosome. The transcript has 3 exons. Bases 56 to 469 code for a protein of 137 amino acids. The record is from RefSeq and is a predicted model, not a curated record. NCBI's taxonomy places the organism in Eukaryota, Rhodophyta, Bangiophyceae, Galdieriales, Galdieriaceae.
GGAAAAACGCAUUAUCAAUUCCAUUCCGGUCACUGACUUGAAGUCCUUGUGCGUAAUGGUUGUGAGAAUACGUCUUGCUUGUGUAGGUAGAAGAAACCAUCCUAUGUAUAAGAUUGUCGUUGCAGAUAGUCAUUGGCCUAGAGACGGAAAACAUUUAGAAGCAAUUGGCUUAUACAGCCCCAUAGCGGCAACCAAAGAGGAGCUUCAAACAAAUACAAAACGAGUUUUGCUUGACAUAGAAAGGGCUAAGUAUUGGGUAGCAACUGGUGCGCAACCCACAAAGACUGUAUUUUAUUUAUUUGCUUUAGCAGGAAUCUUGCCAAUGCCACCAAACCCAGUUUUAUGGCAACAAAAAGCAAUUGCGAGAUAUGAAGGUAUUAGCGUAGACGAACUUGGGAAACCAGUAAGCAAAGAAUCUUUAGAAGACCUUCAAAGAACGACAAGUGGACAAACCAGUAACACUACUUAAAAAAACUUUCUAAAAUAAAGUAAUAUAUUGGAAA